Aedes aegypti (yellow fever mosquito) is the source of this 6773-nucleotide messenger RNA. RefSeq names its product paired amphipathic helix protein Sin3a (gene Sin3A). Lineage: Eukaryota; Metazoa; Arthropoda; Insecta; Diptera; Culicidae. Gene Ontology annotation, biological process: negative regulation of transcription by RNA polymerase II. The transcript is spliced from 11 exons. Gene Ontology annotation, molecular function: transcription corepressor activity. Bases 526 to 5688 code for a protein of 1720 amino acids. The record is from RefSeq and is a predicted model, not a curated record. Gene Ontology annotation, cellular component: chromatin.
CCUCGCUCAUCAUCAGAUGCAAAUCCAUUCGCGGAGUGUGUUGUCCAGUUUAGGCUGUGCUCAGUUGAAAAAUCGUGCAAAUUCGGAAGUUUUUCUGUGAAGGCUUUUGAAACCAGUGAAAAACUUAUCAGAACAGUGCCCCCGAGUGUGCUAUUUACCCGUUUGUGGGUGAAAAUUUUGUGCAAUUAGUGACAAAAAGUGCCGCCUUUCUUCUUUUCGUCGGCCCAGCUGAAAGUCUCCUCUGUUGUGGAGUCGAGUGACUAUUGAAGGUUAGGUGUGAUGAAAGGAAAAAUCCUGAUUUUGGUCAGAUAAAGUGCGGAAAAACCCGUUCUGAUACGUUAGAAAACAGCUUCAGUGUUGUCGGAACAGUUUAUCGGAACUAUAGCAAUCGGUGAAAAGCCAAAGUGAGUCAGUGCUUUGAAAACUGGAAAGAAGACAAAUUAGCAGAACGGAAAAGUUUCUCGAGGGAGUGUUUCGUAUAGUGCGUGAAGUGAGUUUCAUAUUUGCCAGAAUGCAGUAGCCACUAUGAAGCGUGGUCGUACGGAAGAAAUGCAGUUCGGGCAGCCCCCUCGAACGGGUGGGACUGCUCCCCAUCAGCGGCUGAUUACGACGAGCCAGCCGCACAAUCCCGGGCCGACGAUUCAGUAUCAGAUAUCGCCGAAUGUGAUCAAAACGACCGCGCCCGCCGAUGUGGUGGCAAAUUUAAGCCAAUCUCAGCAACAACAGCAAGUGCAGCAACAGCAAACUGUGACCCAGCAAAGUCAGCAGCAAUCGCAAGUGUCUCAGCAAGGGCCACCGCCACCGUCUCAGCAACAGCCCAGCGUCCAGUACACUACAUCUUACACUACGUCAAUCGGUGGUACAAAUUUGGUGAAAACAACAAGCCAUGGUCAGCCAACGGCACCACAGCCCGCCCAGCAGAUCCAUGUGGUAAAUACAACCAGCCAAGUUCGUGGCCACAAAGGCACAACAAACGCCAACGCCGGGACAAACCAAGUGAUAACUACAAUGCCAACAAAUGUAAUCUCGAGUGCGCAACAACAAGCUGUGCCGCCACCCCCGCCACAGGGUCAGGCGCAGUUCCAGCGGUUGAAGGUUGAAGAUGCUCUCAGUUAUCUCGAUCAGGUCAAAUUCCGCUUCGGUAAUCAGCCGCAGGUCUACAAUGAUUUCUUGGAUAUCAUGAAGGAGUUCAAAUCGCAGAGCAUCGAUACGCCCGGUGUCAUUCAGCGCGUGUCGAAUCUAUUCAAGGGUCACCCCGAAUUGAUCGUGGGUUUCAACACCUUUCUUCCGCCUGGUUACAAGAUUGAAGUGCAGGCGAACGAUCAAGGCUAUGCCUUUCAGGUGUCCGUAUCAGUGCCAUCGACGUCAACCGGGACAACGGUAGCCCCUCAGCCUUCUCCCCACAAGUACAACACCAUUUUCCAAGGCGGCGGUCAAAUCGUACAAACUGGCAACACUGCUGUCAAUCUAGUGACCUACGGGCAUUCAACCGGUUCGGUGCAUACUACUCUGCAACCAGUGAGUACAACCGGACCGACAACGCAAAAUUCCAAUGUUACUAGUAUUCCACCGAUUCCUCAAUCUCCGCAAAACUUCUCGAGAGAUCGAGAACGAACGAUCUCCGGCGGAAGUGGGGGACCUACGUUGCCACCUGGUACUACUCCGGUAGGAAACGUUACGCCCGAUCCUUCCGCAAUCAGCAGUCAACAGCAACAAAAUCUCCAUCGAAUGAUCUCUCAAACAGUGAUUCCUCAUCAACCCCAACAGCAAGCACCACCACCGGAACCAGCCGCUGGUAACGCGCAACCAAAUCAACCGGUAGAAUUCAACCAUGCCAUCACCUAUGUCAACAAAAUCAAAAACCGUUUCCAUUCUCAGCCGGAAAAGUAUAAGCGGUUCCUGGAAAUCCUGCAUACCUAUCAGAAGGAACAGAAGAUCCACAAGGAAGGAACGCAAGGGGCGUGCAAUUCCGGCGCAAAGCAGCUAACCGAAGCCGAAGUGUACACCCAGGUAGCCAAGCUGUUCGAUAAUCAGGAAGAUCUCCUGAGGGAGUUCGGUCAAUUCCUACCGGACGCAACCAGCCAUGCACCGAUGCAUGUGAACAAAAACCACUCGAUGCAUGAACAAGUACAACCUCCUCCACCGCAGCAAACGCACGGCAAGAAGAUGUCCGGCAGUGUGAUGAAUGCGAACGUAAAGCCCUUCAACAGCUCACAUCAAGCUGGAUUGGCACGUCUGCAGGAUCGGGAUUAUGGCCCUAGCGAGAAAGACUAUUCCGCUGGUGGAAUGGGAGGAGGACGGGGAGGCAGUAUGGGCAUCGAGAAGGAACCAAGGAAUCACGUAAGCAAUCAAAAGUAUGCGCAUGGUGCGUCCGGGAUGCAAGGCAGCGGUCACGGAGGAGGUGGAAAUGCAAUAAAACGGUCACCGUCCUAUUCGCAAGUUCCUCCGCACAUGGGACACAAUCUGUCGUCGAGGGAUCGUGAAGGUCCACCGAUCAAGCGACAUAAACCGAUUUGUAGGGACAUCACACUGGCUGAGGCUUCCAAAUUUGGGACGUUGAAUGAUUAUGCGUUCUUCGACAAGGUUCGGAAAGCUUUGCGGAGUCCCGAUGUUUACGAGAAUUUCCUACGAUGUCUGACGUUGUUCAAUCAGGAAAUUGUGUCGAAAUCGGAACUACAAACCUUGGUGACACCGUUUCUGAGCAGGUUUCCCGAUCUGCUAAAGUGGUUCCAGGACUUCCUGGGUCCUUCGACGGUACCCGAGUGUGUCCCCUUGGCUUCGGCCCAGCGACAAGAUCGAUCUCAAAGUGAACUUGCCACCGAUAUUGAUUUGUCCACUUGCAAACGUCUCGGUGCUAGUUACUGUGCUCUUCCGAAAUCUCAUGAGAAUGUGAAAUGUUCCGGCAGGACGGCGCUCUGUCGGGACGUUCUAAACGAUACCUGGGUCUCGUUCCCGACGUGGGCAGAGGAUUCCACCUUUGUCACGUCACGGAAAACGCAAUACGAGGAAUUCAUCUACCGGUGCGAGGAUGAACGGUUCGAGUUGGAUGUUGUGAUAGAAACGAACAGUGCAACGAUACGAGUGCUGGAGGGCGUCCAGAAGAAGCUGAGUCGGAUGUCCCAGGACGAGGUGAGCCGGUUCCGGCUGGACGAGUGUUUGGGCGGUACUUCGGCGACGAUACACCAGCGGGCACUGAAGCGCAUCUACGGCGACAAGGCGAAUGAUAUUAUCCAGGGGUUGAGGAAGAACCCGGUCGUAGCCGUUCCCGUGGUGCUACGGAGGUUGAAAGCCAAGGAAGAGGAGUGGCGCGAAGCGCAAAAGGGCUUCAACAAGCAGUGGCGAGAGCAGAACGAAAAGUACUAUCUGAAGUCUCUGGACCACCAGGGCAUUAACUUUAAGCAGAACGACAUUAAAGCACUCCGAUCGAAAAGUUUGUUCAAUGAAAUUGAAACUCUUUUUGAUGAGGUGAGUUACAUGAAGCGCCACGAGCAAACCGAGGACGGCAGCUCGAACCCGCUGACCAGUGGACCGCACCUGGUGUUGCCCUACAAAGAUAAGACGAUCCUGGACGAUGCGGCCAACCUACUGAUUCAUCACGUGAAGCGGCAAACCGGCAUCCAGAAGCAGGAGAAGGCCCGCAUCAAGCACAUCCUGCGGCAGUUCGUGCCGGAUUUGUUCUUCGCCCCUCGUCAGCAGCUGAGCGACGAUGAACGGGAGGAGGAUGACAGAGAUAUGGAUGUCGAUCAGGAGCACGACGAUGAGAACAAGUCCUCUUCGAAGAAUGGCAACAAAAACAACGGUAGCAGCAAUUUAACAUCGAGUACAAGUGCGGGCGGCAAUGGGAGCGGCAGUGCCACCGAAAAAGAUGCCUUUGCAUCUGCCAUAAAAGAAGAAACACCGGACAGUACUACAGCCGGUUCGAAACCGAUCACAUCGGCAACGGCUAGCAGUAGUUCGCCCGAGAACGCAAUGACAUUACCAGGAACGACAGCGACAAGCAGCGGUACGACGGGUCAACCGACCAGUACGGCAUCCGGCGUUGAUAGUAGUUCGACGUCGGGAGCCAAUCGAUCAUCCACGGAAGACAGCGGCAAGGAGAACCUGCCGGAUAGUGCUAUCAAGGUGGAGAUCAAACAGGAGCAUGAUCCCGAUCAGCCGACUGGUUCGGCAGGACAGACGACGAGUGGUGCGCAACAGCAGCCAUCCACUAAUCCACCGCUUCCAGCCCAUGCCAUAAGCAAGCAUUAUGAGGAAGCCUACACGCUGUUCUUCACCAACAACAACUGGUAUCUGUUCCUGCGGUUGCAUGCAAUCCUCUGCGAGCGGCUUCGCACCAUCUACGAGCGGGCCCAGAUCAUUGCCACCGAGGAGCGCAUGUACCAGAGCUCGCGGAACAACAGCACGGCCACGGCCCUGCGGUUGAAGCCCAAGAGCGAAAUCAAGGUGGAGGAUUUCUACUCGACCUUCCUGGACAUGCUGAAGAACGUGCUGGACGGUAACAUGGAGGCGAGCAACUUCGAGGAUUCCCUUCGCGAGAUGUUCGGCAUCCACGCCUACAUUGCAUUUACGCUGGAUAGGGUUGUACAAAAUGCCGUUCGACAGCUGCAGCACUGUGUGACGGAACGGGGUGCUCUGGAAUGUGUAGAACUGUUCCAACUAGAGCAACGCAAGGGCGGUGCUGGCGGACUCUGUCGUACUGCGAAUCGUCGCGUUGCACAUGAAUUGGCAUACCAACGAAAAGCGGAAGCAGCACUUCAGGACGAAAACUGCUUCAAGGUUUAUAUUUACAAAAUCGAUUGCAAGGUGACGAUUGAACUGUUGGACACCGAGUCGGAUGAUACGGCGCAAAACUUCAACAAUGCCCAAAACUACAGCAACUACGUCGAUCGGCUGUCGAAUCCGGCGGCCACCGGCACCGGUAGCGAAAGCGGAGCCAGCAUAACCGGGGUCACCACCGGAGCGGGCAACGUGGAAAUCAAAACUGAGAAACCGGACGACGACUUGGCUUACAGCAGCGCUAACCGGAAAGCUCGGUUUCUGCAGCGCAAUCUACGUCGCUGUAAGGCGGCCAGUUCACCGCAGACUGAAGAGCUCCAAGCAGAUUCCUCACCAAAGGAUGAACGCGACAGCAAGUCACCUCUCUCCGGUGGUGGAACAACGACCGGUCAGAAGCUGAACAACAUAGCUUCGCAGUCCGCCGAAGGGGGGCCGAACAACAAUAACAACAACACUCUCAAGAAAGGCGAUGCCGCCACCGAAGUUAGCACCGCGGUUUGGAACCAUAAAGGCAAAACGAAUCAAGCGCCCGAACGGUUGCCCAGCAGUAAUGGCGAUCAGAGCUACUACGUGGACGAUCGUGAACAGUUCCGGCUGAGCAUGAACAACAACAAAAUCAGCUUCGUGCUGAACAAACAUCACAUCUUCUACAAGCGCAAGUCGCUGCUGAGGGCGCGAGAGACGCACCCAACCGUCACGAAAACCAUGCACCACCGAUUUGACGCCUUCGUGCAGCGUUGGCUCGACCAGAACGUGAGCGAAGCGCAGCGGACACAGUGCAACGAGUGGCUCCUCGGCACCCGUCUGGACCUGGUGAAAAACCUAACCGUCGUCCGGCAGAACAACGACAUCAGUCGAACGCCCUACAUGCCCUAUAAUCGGUACAAAGUUGAGAAGGUCGACCAUUUGUGAACGGCUACCGAGUGAGGACCUGUGUAAAGUAGUGGUACGUAAAGGCUGGACCCGUCAACGUAAUACAUACCUUACCUAGUACAUAGAAUGUGACGACCGUACAUGGCGACACGCAGCAAGAAGUAUUAACACUGAGAGGAAUACUUUAGUUGUGUUUGUAAUUAGUAGCCGGUAAGUAUCCUUCCUUAUGUUUUGAUUUCUCGAUUCAAAGGGGAAAUCUCGUUUUACUGUAAUUCAUAUUUUUUUUUAUUAAAUUGAUUACUAGGUAAGCAGAGUUUUUAACUACAGAAUAACAAAAUACAAUGAAAACCUACAAAAACUAAACCUUGAGAAUCAUGUACAAUUGAGAGUAGUUCAAUAUAUAUUAUAAAAGAAACGCGAUCCGAGUUCAUUAUUAGCCAAAAUGGUAUAGAUUAUUUAGACGUUAGGAAAAGAACAGUGCAGCAGCAGCAACAGUUAAUUUAAACAAUAACAUUAUUACUAGAAUUCUUGCUAAAACAGACCCAUAAACGCGUGUGCUACUCACAGCUCUACGAGUGCGUUGAAUUGUAAUCGUAAGCAACGAUUAAAGGUAAAGCGCAUUCAAUAAAUAUUUAUAGAACGUCAGACAUUUUAACUCUAGGUUGUAGACUAUUUAAGACAGACCAUGGACCUGCAGUGGUUGAAGUGCAAAUCUUCCUCUUGUGAUGGAACACUUUGCGUAAUAGUAAUCUUAAAAUACUAAAGUAGAACGUUACGAAAAUCUCAUCAAAUCCGAUUUGUAACAAUCAUCAUGGAAGCAUAGAUGGUGAACUCGGUUGAAAUUCCGAAACUUGAAUAAAAAUGCUUUGUUAAGAAGAGCAACAAACUAUUUCUGUUCUCCCCUUUCAAACCUAAUGGUAAGGUAAUUUAAUUGAAAGUCCGCAAUUACGCUAACAAAUAGAUUACUGUAGUGUUAGAGAGAGAGAGAGAGCAUACGAGGGCAAAUAUGUUAAUUUAAGCUAUUUUCCUCUGUGAAUAUAAGAAAUAAGCAUUACACUUGAAAAAUUGAAAUAUUUAAAACUACGUCAAACGCGUCAAUAAAUGUAAAGUUAUUUGAAAACUGU